Messenger RNA from Mya arenaria, 1008 nucleotides. RefSeq lists its product as uncharacterized. Lineage: Eukaryota; Metazoa; Mollusca; Bivalvia; Myida; Myidae. The transcript is spliced from 5 exons. The record is from RefSeq and is a predicted model, not a curated record. Bases 54 to 698 code for a protein of 214 amino acids.
GAUCACAAUUGCUUUUGUAUUUUAGCAGAAAGGUAUCUUUGCAAACAUUCGAAAUGGGAUUUGAAAAUUUUGUGCUUUUGGCGUUUGUCAAUAUUUUUGUCAUGCCGUCUUUGACAACAGCUAUGUGCGAUACUGGAAUGCCGGUUUCAAGCUUGAAGCUUCCACGGGGGAUGCAUAUUGAUGCAUUAAACGCGCAAGUGAUUGGAAAAUAUUUGCAUGAGAUGUAUUAUGCGGUGCCCCGUCUACCGAAUGGAGAAGCGUUAUAUUUUCCCGACCUCAGCUAUUUCGUUCAAUUUGACAACACCAGUGAAUCUUUCGUGUACUCAUACAACACCAAAGGGGAGUUCCCCUUGAAUGGAGAACGGAUGGAAUGUAUCAGACGAUCUGACACACUCCCCCAGGAAAGUCCCUACAACAGAGCUGAAUUUAGACUAUUUAGCGAGAGCGGUGAUGGCGUGCAAAUAAUCUGGAGCUCUUGCCCAAGCCAGUAUGUUUGGGUACUACGCUGCUACGCCCCAAACAACGCCCACUGCGACGUCUUAAGUGCUAACAUUGGACUACUUGUACAUUCCAUCCCAGACGACCUACCCUGGCCUCUGGUGCUCAACGAUCUUAAGGAUACGCAGGUGGAGAUGGGCAACAAUGCCUUUAAGUGGUUUUAUACCUUUGGAGAGACAUCUCGGUGCAUUGAGUGUUGAGACUGGAGAAUCUACACGAGCAGAUCUGUUAUGCAGUGUGUCUCAACAAGACUAAACUAAGAACUAACAAUCAAACAGUUGUGACCUGUUUAAUCCUGUCCCAUGCCUCCUAUUAUUUGAUGAUUCAUGUUAUCUAUUAAAGUGUUAUUUCAACCAUAUAAACAACACAACGGAAAUCAGUUUAUGCAUGUUAUUAAAAUUCACCCCGAUCUUGGUUUCCCUGGGGUUGUAUUCAUUAUUUAUGUGUAUUAUCUGGGUGUUUUGAUUUGCCUGUAAAAUUAAAUUGCCAAUAAAAUUAUGGAAUAGCUCA